AUGAAGGUCACUUUCCUCGUCUCGGCCUUCGCGGCCCUGAGCUCCGUCUCAGUCUCGGCUUUCCCCUUCAUGUCGCCCAGCGGCAACACCGAGAUCUUCGGCCUCAUCAACAAGCUGAAGCGCUUCGACCCCAAGCAGAUCGAGGCCCUCACCGCCCAGAUCAAGCAGGGCAUGGCUGAGGCCGGUGUCGACGUCCCCAAGACCAACUUCGGCCAGACCAACUUCCGCGGAUUGACGCAGGAUGGUCUUUACGAGGCUUUCGGCCUUAAGCGUGACCGCCAGACCGCCGUCGACGGCAACCAGGCCAACGCCCAGAACAACACCUUCGACACCACCGGCACUAUCCCUGCCAACUCGACCCUUGUUGGCCGUGACCUCGCCUCCUUCCUCGGUUUCGGCCCCGCCGAGGACGCUGACCACCCCUGGAUCGCUCCCGGCCCCGGUGACUUCCGUGGCCCCUGCCCCGGUCUCAACACCGCCGCUAACCACGGCUACAUCCCCCGCAACGGUCUCGUGAACCCCGUUCAGCUCUUCGUCGGUACUUUCCAGGCUCUCUCGCUCUCCCCCGACCUCUGCGCUGUCCUCGGCACACUCUCGUUCCUCUUCAAGGGUGACAUGACCAAGCUUGAGCUUUCCAUCGGCACCCGCAACGGUCUCGGCGACGGUCUUGCCGGCCACGGUGUCCUCGAGGGCGAUGCCUCCGUCACUCGCCAGGACGCUCACCUUGGCAACCAGUGGGACCUCGACUCGGGCCGCUUCAACCAGUUUAUUCAGGAGAUGGACCAGUACGGCGGCGGCGACGUCACCCCCUACCAGCUCGCCCAGUCCCGCUACCGCGCCUGGGCCUACUCGCGCAAGAACAACCCGCGCUUCGACUUCAACCCCUGGCGCAUGCUCGUCGCCUACGGCGAGUCGGGCUUCGUCAUGGAGAACCUCCGCGGUGACAACAUCAAGUUCACCAAGGACAUGGCCUACCACUGGUUCGUCCUUGAGCGCUUCCCUCCCGGAUGGUCGAAGCGCAAGAUCCCGAUGACUGUCGUCGAGAUUGUCGCUUGGGCUCUCCUCAUCAACGGCCUCAAGCCCACCUCGCCCGGCUGGUCGCUCGGCAUCAAGGGCCUUUUCAUCCCCAUUCCCGACUUCUCCUCGCUCGGUGGCUUCUUUGCUGGAGGCUUCCUCGGCGGCAACGGCGCCGGCACCAUCCAGAGCGUCGGCUGCGCCAUGUCCGGCGCCGUCCUCGGCUGGUUCCCUUCCACCCUCAGCAACCUCUUCGGCGCGCUCAACAUCGGCAGCCUUAACGGCAUGUCGUGCUAA
Cutaneotrichosporon oleaginosum is the source of this 1311-nucleotide messenger RNA. RefSeq lists its product as uncharacterized. NCBI's taxonomy places the organism in Eukaryota, Fungi, Basidiomycota, Tremellomycetes, Trichosporonales, Trichosporonaceae. The record is from RefSeq and is a predicted model, not a curated record. Gene Ontology annotation, molecular function: peroxidase activity.